AUGAGGUUGGGGAGGGAAGGGAGGGGGGGGUGUCGGGAGCUCAUCCACCAGCGUGGAGGCCACGAAUGGCAAGGAGGAGAAGGUGACGGCAGAUGUGGAGGAGAGGGCAGUGGCAAAGGGGAGGUCAGGGUGGAGGAGAGGGUGGCGGCCGGAGAGGAAGUCAAAAGUGGAGGAGUGGCAAUGGGCAGCUCUCUUGGGAGGCGUGGGCGACGAGGAGGAAGGCGCGACAUGGGGAAGGAAUUGCGGGGACGAGGAGGGGGCGCAGGGAUGAGGAAGAAGCCCUUGCUAAAAAUUGCUACCGAGAAGCUUGGUGUUUGGGGCAACCUUGGCUUAUUUAUGAUGAAAAACUGCCUGAGAAGCAGAUCCGAACAGGGCCAUAGUAAUGCAAAGUCACUGGUUGGUCAGUGCAACUCUCUUCUCGACGAUCAUAGAUGCCAUAGAUUACAUGGUAAUGCAGGUGGUUAG
Miscanthus lutarioriparius is the source of this 465-nucleotide messenger RNA. NCBI's taxonomy places the organism in Eukaryota, Viridiplantae, Streptophyta, Magnoliopsida, Poales, Poaceae. The record is from the annotation of a GenBank genome assembly.